Messenger RNA from Dryobates pubescens (Downy woodpecker), 1210 nucleotides. RefSeq names its product guanylate cyclase activator 1C (gene GUCA1C). The transcript has 4 exons. Bases 98 to 670 code for a protein of 190 amino acids. The record is from RefSeq and is a predicted model, not a curated record. Gene Ontology annotation, molecular function: calcium ion binding; calcium sensitive guanylate cyclase activator activity. NCBI's taxonomy places the organism in Eukaryota, Metazoa, Chordata, Aves, Piciformes, Picidae.
AGUGCCUCUUAGAGGCAGAGUUGGUGUUUGAGUGAUCAUUGCUGGGGAGCAAGAAUGAACCCUUGGAUGAAUAAAUGCUGAAAAAGGUUAACUUGGUAUGUUCGAUGCCAUGGGGGCUGCUGGAUCCGCAGACGACAUCAACGCCAUGGAAAUUCACCACUGGUACACAAAGUUUAUGAAGGAGUGCCCAUCUGGACAACUUUGCCUGCAUGAAUUUAAACACGUCCUGGAUCUACAUGGACUGACUCCAGAAGCUAACAACUAUGUUGAGCAAGUAUUUUAUACAUUUGACAUGAAUAAGGAUGGAUUUAUAGACUUCUUGGAGUUCAUAGCUGCAAUAAAUUUGGUUAUACGAGGGAAAAUUGAUCAGAAACUGAAAUGGUAUUUUAAGCUCUAUGAUGCUGAUGGCAAUGGAUGUAUUGACAAGAAAGAACUAUUAAGCAUAUUCACGGCUAUCCAGGCUAUUAAUGGCUACACAGACAUGACUGCUGAAGAGUUCACAAACAUGAUAUUCCAGAAGAUAGAUGUCAACAAUGACGGGGAACUGACUUUAGAAGAAUUUAUCAAUGGCGUGGAGAAGCAUGAGGACCUAAUGGAAUUGAUUACGAAAAGUUUUGACCUUUCCAACGUACUCAAAGUCAUACAGAAUGGCAGGAGACACAGCAUCUGAAGGAUCCAGUGGCAGAGAUCAUCUGUGUCAUCAUUUCAGAUGACAGAUUUCAGAGAGCUUGAUGUUGCCCGAGUCAGCCCAGGCAAUACCAAGCAGCCUGCUCCAGGAGUAACAUUUUCACUCUCGACUCUGUCCUGCUCCUUUUCUCCUCUUUACUCAUUCCCUUGCUAAUGACUGUGGCAGCCAUAGACCAAAAACUUUUGCCUACACACAACAGAAAAUCCAGCACAAAUAACUUUUUUUGGGGGGUCUCUAUGAACACCGCUCAGAGUAAUCAAUAAAGCAAUGAAAGUAUUGCAAGAUGCAACCUUUCUAGAAGACAUGGAGCUAAUCCAUUUCUAAGCACAAGCUCUUUAUUCUGCUGUCUAAAGUGUGGAUAUAAACUUCUAGGGAGGAUGGGGUUCUAUCAGGAUCAAUUAAGAAAGCAGCCUACUUUGCAAGUAAUAUCUGCUCUGAUCAGGACACAAAAUUGAAGUAGGUUCCUUGGGAAACACCUCAGUCUCACAUUCCCAAGAUGCUUGCUCCUAACUAAGCAAGGUG